GCGGUAUUAAUAACAAACAUCUGUGUUGAUUGCACACCGGUCCUUUUGAUUUUGCUGAACAGCUCUUUUUUAAUUAAGGUUGACGGCGUUUAGCCACGUAUUUACUGCAUGCUCGGUUGCUGCCAAACAAGAAGAUCCGAUAAUAUGUCGAGCGAAUCAGUAAAAACGUUUUCGAGUUUGGAAACGCCAGGCUAUGUUGGCUUUGCAAAUCUGCCAAACCAAGUUCACAGAAAGUCUGUGAAGAAAGGCUUCGAGUUCACUCUCAUGGUUGUUGGUGAAUCUGGCUUGGGAAAAUCAACCUUGGUUGAUAGCUUGUUCCUGACUGACCUUUAUUCGGAAAGAAUAAUUCCUGAUGCUAUUGAAAAAGCCAAGCAAACUGUCAAAUUGGACGCUUCAACUGUCGAGAUUGAAGAGCGCGGCGUCAAGUUGCGUCUCACUGUUGUUGACACCCCGGGGUACGGAGAUGCUAUAGACAGUAGUGACAGCUUCCGGGCAAUAAUUCAGUACAUCGACGACCAGUUUGAACGCUACUUGAGAGACGAGAGUGGUCUGAACCGCCGGAACAUAGUUGAUAACAGAAUUCAUUGCUGCUUCUAUUUCAUCUCUCCUUUUGGCCACAGCUUGAAGCCUUUAGACGUAGAAUUCAUGAAGCAGCUGCACAACAAGGUUAACAUUGUACCCGUCAUUGCAAAGGCUGAUUGUUUAACAAAGAAGGAAGUUUUGCGCUUGAAGAAAAAGAUCAUGGAAGAAAUUGAAGCAAAUGGCAUCAAAAUCUACCCUUUGCCCGAUUGUGACAGUGAUGAAGAUGAUGACUACAAAGAACAGGUUCGUCAGCUUAAAGAGGCAGUGCCGUUUGCUGUUUGUGGUGCAAACACCCUCCUAGAAGUCAAAGGGAGGAAAGUGAGAGGUCGUCAAUAUCCCUGGGGUGUCAUCGAAGUUGAAAAUCCAGAGCAUUGCGAUUUUAUCAAACUCCGCACUAUGUUGAUUACACACAUGCAGGACUUGCAGGAAGUGACCCAGGAGGUUCACUAUGAAAACUACAGAUCGGAGAGACUUGCUAAGGGUGCUCCCAAGAAAACAGUUGAUGGCGGAGCAACUCCAUCCGUGACAGGCGAAAAGGACCGCAUCCUUCAAGAAAAGGAAGCUGAGCUACGUCGCAUGCAAGAAAUGUUGGCAAAAAUGCAAGCUCAGAUGCAGCAGACUCAAGGCCAGUCAAACUAAACCAAUUCAAAAUAUUAACUUUCAAAAUUACGCUCCUUUAAAUACUACUACCAAAUUUAUCUACCGGAGACCCUUGAGAACCAAUGCCAAAGUCUGUUCAUUGGUCGAGCAUUGAUGAUGGUCUUAAACUCCAAUUUCCUAUUCUGUGAGAUCUCGCACAGGAUGAAUCUCCUGAGAUUAAUAAAAAAAAUAUUCCAUGAAAAAUUGUAUUGUAAUGCAAUAACUAAACUAUCAAAUAUUUUGUUACAAAGGAGGAUAUUGGUAUUUAAUGUGCCAAUCAAGUAUAAAAGAUUAAUUUAAAUUAUUUGCAAAUAGCAUGGAAUAACGGCACCAAUUUCAUUUUGGCUUAAAAGGUGCUUGGAAUUAAAACUUACAGCUCUCUUGUCAGAAAUUAUCUUCUUAAAUUUUAUUUUUCACUGCAUUUCUAACAAUAUCAAAAUAUGUGCCUUUUCAGUUCAUAGUAUUGUUUAGCACUCUAUUUUCAAUUGAUGUAAACCUUUCAAAUAGUACUUAUAUUUAUAUGCAUGACAUAGUUUUAUACUAAUAUUUGCAAUAUUUGAAAUGUGCAUUUUUGUUAUGGCAAGCAAAAGCCCGUGGCCUUGCUUUAUCAGAUACGAAUGGUUGAAUCUGGAAAUUCUAAAAUUCUCUAUGCUUUUUAGAGUAUAAUUAUAUGCAUUAAAUUUUUUACUUUGAAUAGCAUGUAAGUAUUGUGUGAGCAAAAUCAUACUCUUUAUGAAUCUUAUAAUACAAAAAAAGUCCCUUAGCCAAAUUUUAGGAUUACAAAGAUACCAGAAAAAAAUAUUAAAUUAUCUGUCGUUGAUUCCUGUAGAAUGUAUGUUGAAAUAGCUGAAGCUAUGCCUGGCUCCAAUAAAUUGUAAUUUUAUACCGCAA
Molecule: messenger RNA, 2112 nt
Organism: Neocloeon triangulifer
Lineage: Eukaryota; Metazoa; Arthropoda; Insecta; Ephemeroptera; Baetidae
Gene: Septin1
Product: septin-1
Exons: 10
Coding region: 109-1221 (370 amino acids)
Biological process (GO): cell division; cytoskeleton-dependent cytokinesis; regulation of exocytosis
Cellular component (GO): microtubule cytoskeleton; cell division site; septin ring
Molecular function (GO): GTP binding; GTPase activity; molecular adaptor activity
Source: RefSeq, a predicted model, not a curated record